Molecule: messenger RNA, 3382 nt
Organism: Mandrillus leucophaeus (drill)
Lineage: Eukaryota; Metazoa; Chordata; Mammalia; Primates; Cercopithecidae
Product: anoctamin-2
Exons: 23
Coding region: 188-2731 (847 amino acids)
Biological process (GO): chloride transmembrane transport
Cellular component (GO): plasma membrane
Molecular function (GO): protein dimerization activity; chloride channel activity
Source: RefSeq, a predicted model, not a curated record
AAGGAGAAGGCAGAGCCCUGGGGUGGCUCAGGUGUGACGUUGCUAAGGUGCCAAAGAUGAGAAGUGGCAGAGCUGGCACCAGGACCUGGUCUCUGUGUCUCUCCUACUGCCCUGGACUGGGGAAAAGCACCUCUGGAAGGGCGUGGGUCCAGAUGAGCAGGAAACACUGUGGGCUUCCUUUCUCCAGAUGCCUCUCAGAAAGAGUAAAAGCCAGGGAUCCGUCUUUGUCCGGAUACACGCCCCGUGGCAGGUGCUGGCCAGAGAGGCAGAAUUCUUGAAGAUCAAAGUUCCUACCAAGAAAAUGUACGAGAUCAAAGCAGGAGGCAGCAUUGCAAAGAAGUUCAGCGCAGCUCUGCAGAAGCUGAGCUCGCCCCUGCAGCCCCGAGUUCCAGAACACAGCAACAACAAGAUGAAAAACCUGUCCUAUCCGUUCUCCAGGGAGAAGAUGUACCUGUACAACAUCCAGGAAAAGGACACCUUCUUUGAUAAUGCCACCCGCAGCCGCAUUGUGCACGAGAUCCUGAAGCGCACAGCCUGCUCCCGAGCCAACAACACGAUGGGUAUUAACUCUCUGAUUGCAAACAAUAUUUAUGAGGCUGCCUACCCUCUUCAUGACGUAAGUACCAUUUUCAACAGCGUGCUCUCUGUAGUCUUCAGAACGUUGAAAACCACAACUUUUUCAGUGGCAAUGAAACGGGUGAAUACCUGCAGGCUGCUAUAUCAAGAAUGGGCGCGCUAUGGAGUGUUCUAUAAGUUCCAACCUAUUGACCUCAUCAGAAAGUAUUUUGGAGAAAAAAUUGGACUGUAUUUUGCCUGGCUGGGGUUAUAUACAUCAUUCCUCAUUCCAUCUUCUGUAAUUGGAGUGAUUGUGUUUCUUUAUGGAUGUGCAACAAUUGAAGAAGAUAUUCCCAGCAGAGAGAUGUGUGACCAGCAGAAUGCCUUCAUCAUGUGUCCCCUGUGUGACAAGUCCUGUGAUUACUGGAACCUCAGCUCAGCCUGUGGGACCGCGCGGGCCAGCCACCUGUUUGACAACCCUGCCACCGUCUUCUUCUCCAUCUUCAUGGCUCUGUGGGCUACCAUGUUCCUGGAAAACUGGAAGAGGCUGCAGAUGCGACUGGGCUACUUUUGGGACCUGACUGGCAUAGAAGAGGAAGAAGAACGUGCCCAGGAACAUUCCAGGCCUGAGUAUGAAACCAAAGUUCGAGAGAAAAUGCUAAAGGAGAGCAACAAGUCGGCUGUCCAGAAAUUGGAAACAAACACUACGGAGUCUGGCCACGAGGAUGAUGAAGAUAAACUGACCUGGAAGGAUCGUUUCCCAGGUUACCUGAUGAACUUUGCCUCCAUCUUAUUCAUGAUUGCCCUGACGUUCUCAAUCGUCUUUGGGGUGAUUGUGUAUCGAAUAACAACAGCAGCCGCUCUGUCUCUCAAUAAGGCUACACGCUCCAAUGUCCGGGUGACAGUGACAGCAACAGCAGUCAUCAUCAACCUCGUGGUCAUCCUCAUCCUGGACGAGAUCUAUGGUGCUGUGGCCAAGUGGCUCACCAAAAUUGAGGUUCCGAAAACAGAACAGACUUUUGAAGAGCGCCUGAUCCUCAAAGCUUUCUUGCUCAAGUUUGUCAAUGCCUACUCCCCCAUCUUCUAUGUGGCCUUUUUCAAGGGGAGGUUUGUGGGCAGGCCUGGAAGCUACGUCUAUGUAUUCGAUGGUUACCGCAUGGAAGAGUGCGCUCCAGGGGGCUGUCUCAUGGAGCUCUGCAUUCAGCUCAGCAUCAUCAUGUUGGGGAAGCAGUUGAUCCAGAACAACAUCUUUGAGAUUGGAGUCCCGAAGCUAAAGAAACUAUUUCGAAAGCUGAAAGAUGAGACAGAAGCUGGAGAAACUGACUCUGCCCAUUCGAAACAUCCAGAGCAGUGGGACCUAGACUACAGCUUGGAACCAUACACAGGACUGACUCCGGAGUACAUGGAAAUGAUCAUCCAGUUUGGUUUCGUCACCCUCUUCGUGGCCUCCUUUCCCCUGGCACCUGUGUUCGCCCUCCUCAACAAUGUCAUUGAAGUGCGGCUGGACGCCAAGAAGUUUGUCACGGAGCUGAGACGGCCGGAUGCUGUAAGAACCAAAGAUAUCGGAAUCUGGUUUGACAUUCUCUCUGGAAUUGGCAAGUUCUCUGUUAUCAGCAAUGCUUUUGUCAUUGCGAUCACCUCCGACUUUAUCCCCCGCCUGGUGUACCAGUACUCCUACAGUCACAAUGGGACUCUGCACGGCUUUGUCAACCACACCCUCUCCUUUUUCAACGUCAGCCAGCUGAAGGAGGGGACGCAGCCAGAAAACUCACAGUUUGACCAGGAGGUUCAGUUCUGCAGGUUUAAGGAUUACCGAGAGCCGCCAUGGGCCCCGAACCCUUAUGAGUUUUCCAAACAGUACUGGUUUGUUCUGUCCGCCCGUCUGGCUUUUGUCAUCAUCUUCCAGAACCUCGUGAUGUUCCUGAGCGUACUCGUGGACUGGAUGAUUCCAGAUAUCCCCACGGACAUCAGCGACCAGAUCAAGAAAGAGAAGAGCUUAUUAGUGGACUUCUUCCUGAAAGAGGAGCACGAGAAGCUCAAGCUGAUGGAUGAGCCGGCCCUGAGGAGCCCAGGAGGUGGGGAUCGAAGCAGGAGCCGGGCAGCCAGCUCAGCACCUUCGGGCCAAAGCCAGCCGGGCAGCGUGAUGUCGUCAGGCUCUCAGCACACCAACGUGUGAGCAGUUCAGCCUGCAGCAGAGGAGGGCACAGCAGCAGAGACACGCACGUGCACGCAAGCGCGUUCCUACCCCCACACGGCGUGCUGUCUGUCUGCAGGGGCCCGGCUUGAUGGGGUCUUAAAGAGGGAAUAUGUGUAGAAAGAAAGAGGCUGAGAGAAUGGGUGUAGGAAGGAAGAGAGAUGAUGCUACUUCUCAGAAACUUCAAGCUUAAGUUUCUUUUAGGUCCUCUUUUAAGCUGCAUCCUUUUGAGGUAUCGGAACCCCACUGGGGUCUCUCCACCCCAGAGUUCUCAGGCACUGCAAGCAUUCCCACAUGCCCUGGGGCACCCUCCUGUACUUCACCAUCAUUUCUGACUCUGACCAGCUGUAAGAGAAAUGCAGUCAGGAGCACGGCAUCCCCUACCUGCUAUCACUAGUGACUCAGAAAACUGAGUCACUUGCAGUGGGGCUGCCACAGCCUCAGCAGAUGCAAAUUAAGUCACAGGGCUGAAUGGUGCGGCCGCUGGACCUGAUAGGAAGAUGCAAAAGUCCAAACCUGGGCUUGUCUCCAGUUCACGUCACAAAAACAUUUGGAGCUAAAUGCAAGUAACUGUCAUUUUACGAAAGUUCAGGUUUAAAAUAAUAAAAUAAAUGGACACGUUCUUUAUAAAGA